Bipolaris zeicola 26-R-13 is the source of this 654-nucleotide messenger RNA. RefSeq lists its product as uncharacterized. The coding region runs from base 1 to 654 and encodes 217 amino acids. Gene Ontology annotation, molecular function: structural constituent of ribosome; small ribosomal subunit rRNA binding; mRNA 5'-UTR binding. Gene Ontology annotation, biological process: ribosomal small subunit assembly; translation; maturation of SSU-rRNA from tricistronic rRNA transcript (SSU-rRNA, 5.8S rRNA, LSU-rRNA). Lineage: Eukaryota; Fungi; Ascomycota; Dothideomycetes; Pleosporales; Pleosporaceae. The transcript has a single exon. The record is from RefSeq and is a predicted model, not a curated record. Gene Ontology annotation, cellular component: ribosome; mitochondrial small ribosomal subunit.
AUGGCUCACAACACCGCGUUACGGGCGUUUCGAUCCCUCAAAAAUACAAUUGUUACAUCAUGCCGGCAUGCGCAAUCGCUGCGACCCUUCACCCACAGUACACGGGCCCUCAAUGCAGCGCCGACCGACCGCAAUAAACCAGACCAGUCAAUGGACUCAUUGCUCUCAAAUGUAUCCCAACAUUUUUACCAAGCGGGACAAGACCAAUUCUCGACCCUCAUCCCGAACGCGGAUGGCUUUCCCAGAGUUGGUAACCUAGUCCAGCGCGAAUGGGAAGAAGACGACAAGCACAAACUACACGUCUACGCAACCAAGCACAACACACAUCUAUGCCUUACCAGACCCAACCGUGAUCCAUUGAUCUCGGUAUCAUGUGGCAACAUUGGUUUCAGGAAAGCAGGGAGAGGCUCGUAUGACGCUGCUUAUCAGUUGGCGGCAUUCUUGAUGAACAGAAUUCAGGAUAAGGGCUUGUUGCCACAAAUCAAGAAAUUAGAGUUGGUGUACAGAGGGUUCGGCCCAGGAAGAGAGGCCGUCACAAAGGCGAUAUUGGGCGCCGAGGGAAAGAAGAUACGGCCAUUGAUUGUCAAACUGGCAGACUCGACAAGGUUGAAGUUUGGCGGCGUGAGGAGCAAGAAGCCAAGGAGAUUGGGUUAG